Pestalotiopsis fici W106-1 is the source of this 1731-nucleotide messenger RNA. Its product is annotated as Tannase. NCBI's taxonomy places the organism in Eukaryota, Fungi, Ascomycota, Sordariomycetes, Amphisphaeriales, Sporocadaceae. The transcript is spliced from 2 exons. Bases 1 to 1731 code for a protein of 576 amino acids. The record is from RefSeq and is a predicted model, not a curated record.
AUGACCGGGCGAGUAUUUCCUUAUCCCCUGGCCGACGUGUGCACUGUAACCAAUGUCCAAGCCGCUCUGCCUGCUAAUGGGACCUUUUUGGGAAUCGACUUGAUUCCUACCUCUGUGACGGCGGCUGUGACCAACUCUACGGGAUCCAGCGGUCCUGGCAGUGCUUCUUCGAGCUCUGCCAUUUACACCUACUGCAAUGUCACCGUCGCUUACACUCACACAGGCAAAGGCGACAAAGUCGUGGUGACUUAUGCCUUUCCCAGCCCUUCCGACUUUCUGGGUCGUUUCUACGUGCCUGGUGGGGAGGCCUGGUCUCUCUCUACUGAUCCCACCGGUGGCUUGGAGUACGGUGCCGUCGGCGGUGUAAGCGACGGAGGUUACGAUAACGCCAACAGUGCUUAUGAUACUGUAUUCCUCUACGGAAAUGGUUCGAUCAACUGGGACGCCACCUAUAUGUUCUCGUACCAGGCCCUUGGUGAGAUGACCCAAGUCGGCCAAGCUGUUACCCCGGGGUUUUACGGCGCCUCGGCCGACGCCAAGUUGUACACUUACUUCGAAGGAUGCUCUGACGGUGGUCGACAAGGCAUGAGUCAGGUUCAGCGAUGGGGCGAGCUGUACGAUGGUGUUGUUGCUGGUGCUCCCGCCUUCCGCGCCGCACAGCAGCAGGUUCUCCAUAUGUGGUCGGCCGUCGUUGAGCAUACCAUGGACUAUUACCCCCCGUCCUGCGAACUCGACAAAAUCGUGAAUGCUACUAUCGCCGCUUGCGACCCUCUCGAUGGCAGAACCGAUGGUGUCAUUUCCAGAACCGACCUUUGCAAGCUGAACUUCAAUCUUACCGAUUUAAUCGGCGAGCCCUACUAUUGCGCCGCGGAGAAUAGUACCUCGCUCGGGUACGGCUUCAAUAAGCGACAGGCUGCCGGCAGCGAAGCUGUGACCACCCCGGCACAAAAUGGCACCAUCAGCGCCGAAGGUGUACAGCUCGCCCAGUCCAUCUACGAUGGUGUUUUCAACAGCAAGGGUCAGCGUGCCUAUCUGUCUUGGCAGAUUGGGUCUGAGCUUGAAGAUGCCGCUGCCACCUAUGACUCUGACACUGGUGCUUGGGAGCUCGAUAUCGUCCAAACUGGAGGUGAAUUCGUUUCCCGGUGGAUCGAGCUCUUGGAUGCUGAUAACAUUUAUUCCCUCGAUAACGUUACCUACGAUACCGUGGUUGAAUGGAUGAAGGUGGCCUUUGUUAAAUACUACGACAGCUUACAGACUACUGAGCCGGAUUUGAGCAACUUCCAGUCUAGUGGCGGCAAGCUGCUCCACUAUCACGGAGAGUCUGACCCCAGUGUACCCGCAGCGUCGUCUGUUCACUACUGGCAGUCGGUGCGUUCCGUCAUGUAUCCUGAUGCGAGCGAUGAAGAAAGCCUUGAAACCCUCCAGGAUUGGUAUCAGUUUUACCUUAUCCCUGGCGCUGCUCACUGCGGAACCAACGACCUCCAGCCUGGGCCCUGGCCAGUUAGUAACAUGGGAGUCAUUAUUGAUUGGGUUGAAAACGGCAUUACACCUACAAAACUUAAUGCUACAGUGUCCUCUGGCGACUUUGAGGGAGAGACGCAGCUUUUGUGUCAAUGGCCUACUCGGCCUCUGUGGCAAGGAAACAGCAGCAAUUUUGACUGCGUGAACGACACCACAUCUUAUGACAGCUGGACUUACGAUUUCCCAGCAUUUAGUACACCUGUUUACUGA